AUGUCUGAAAACAAUAACAUUCGACCAUACCUAAUGCCUGCCCUCCGAGAGACCCCCUCAUCACAACUUGCUGUGCAGCGUCGACCACUCCCUUCGUCGGCCCCCAAGCGCCUUGCAGCUCAGACGAAAGAGGAUGCAAACCGGGAGAGCCCUAGCACCCCACCGAGGCGUGCUCCCCGCCGAAAUGCGCGAGGCAAGAAAGUAGCUGGAAGGCCCAAGAACCAGCGUGAUGAGGAGGAGAAGAAGAACUCACCGCCGAGCCCUUCAACUCCUUCGCUGGCCUUUACGAAAGAAUAUGCAGUGGCUACCCAUUGCACGGUAAUCCCGGGGCAUGGUCACGUAUAUUAUGCGGAAGAUCAUAAGCCGCUUUUUGUGCCGACCGCGGUCAUGCAUGUUCACCAUACUCCGGAUAUACAUACCUGCCCCUGUCAUCAGGCACCGGCAACGGGCCUAGUUCCGAUACCAGGCAUGCAAAUGCCCUCUAUUGGGGCCCUGGGACGCGGAUACGGUGGAGAACAAGGGUGGAACGAGAACACCUGGGGCUAUGUCCCAGGGUUCGAGCUGGGAGACACCUCCCAGAUGCAUGGAGGCUUUAACCUUAACCAUACUGGUUGA
Messenger RNA from Fusarium oxysporum Fo47, 615 nucleotides. RefSeq lists its product as uncharacterized. Lineage: Eukaryota; Fungi; Ascomycota; Sordariomycetes; Hypocreales; Nectriaceae. The record is from RefSeq and is a predicted model, not a curated record. Bases 1 to 615 code for a protein of 204 amino acids. The transcript has 3 exons.